Messenger RNA from Helicoverpa armigera (cotton bollworm), 13965 nucleotides. It is a transcript of the gene bchs, whose product is annotated as WD repeat and FYVE domain-containing protein 3. The record is from RefSeq and is a predicted model, not a curated record. The transcript has 55 exons. Lineage: Eukaryota; Metazoa; Arthropoda; Insecta; Lepidoptera; Noctuidae. The coding region runs from base 326 to 11095 and encodes 3589 amino acids. Gene Ontology annotation, molecular function: metal ion binding; protein binding.
UUUUGUUGCAGUGUGGGCAAAAUAUAGUCUGUAUGUGUGGGCGUACGAAAGUACCUAUCAGAAAAUAAUCAAUCAAUUUACAAAAGAAAAACCAAGAAAAUAAUUAUCGUCAUAAAUAGAUAUUUUUAGUUCACUCAUAUUAAGUUAUGUAUUCCAUAAACAUUUUAAAUGUCUAAUAACUGUGCAAAAUGGUGGUAUCAUUUCAUAUUAUUUAAAUGAAAAUCAAUGUUUAUUGUUAUUUUAUAAAAAUGUUUAUUUCUACAUAAAAUCCAAAAACAAAAAAAUGUGCGUCAUAGUGUAAACGUAACGAUUUGGAAAUCCAAAAAUGAAUCUAAUGCGCAAAUUGCGUGGGGCGACUACUUCGGCAUCUCCUGAGAGUGCCGAGGCUUCCAGCUCGUCGUCUCACGUCCAACUAGGCCUCAUGCAUCUGAAGAAGCUAUUUGCGGAGUAUACACAUCCACCGCAACCCCUUACAGAUGCCGAAAAGGAUGAUAAACUGUACAAUAUGCUACCUCUUUUUUGUAAGGUGUUUGGCACUAGUCCAUCAAGUGAGAUGAAUGAAAAGUUCUGGGAUAUCCUAUCGUUCUGUCAGCAAGUUUCCAAGCUCAUGGUGUCAGAGAUAAGAAAAAGGGCUAGUAACCAAAGUACAGAGGCAGCUAGCUGUGCUAUUGCUAAGUUCCUAGAAAUAGAAAAUUCUGAGGAAUCAAGUAAUGGCUGGAUGUUACUCUCAACGCUAAACCUCUUGGCUGCCGGUGAUCAGUCAUUAAUACAGGUCAUGACCACUGCAUCAAUACCGUCAACAUUAGUGAAAUGUUUGUACCUAUUCUUUGAUCUACCUGAAAUACCGGAGUCGGAAGCAGAUGUUCAAGAUGGGAAUAGUGAUUUUACACCUAGAGAAAGGCGAAUAUUACUGCAGAAAAUAUUUGUACAGGUUCUUGUGAGAUUAUGCAGUCAUCCCUUUCCAUGUGAGGAGCUAGCACGAAAAGAUGAUCUCAGUUUACUAUUCUCUGCUAUAACGUCGUGGUGUGCGCCGCACAACAUAAUGUGGAGGAAAUCUGCAGCUGAAGUGCUCAUGACCUUAUCUAGACAUGGUUUGACGCAAUCUGUUGUUCAGUACAUACAUAAUAAAGGAUGUGUGGCACUUUGCAUAGAAAACAUGCAAAGGAUACCAGAAUUGACACCUCUAGAGGUUGUCGAAAUGUUCGUAGCAGUAUUCUGUUUCCUAAAGGAUUCAAGUGAAGUUAGUCAAUUAUUACUGGAUGAUUUCCGUUCUUGCCAAGGCUACUUAUUUCUAUCUGAAUUUCUUCUAAAACAUGAGAGACAAGGUGUACCCGAUUAUUUGACAUCAGGGUUAGAAGAAGAACGUGUGAGUGGUACGGAAGCGCGGGCCGCUUUGCGUAACCUCGUACUGAUGAUAUCGUCGCUGUGUGCGUGCGGCUUCUCCGAGCUACGACCGACGCGAGCCAACACCGAACUGUUUCAACUGCAGGGCUUUGUCUUACCGCAGCCAACGACCCCGGGCCAGGCUGUGAGGAAUGUACAAGCUUUUCAGGUGUUACAAUCAGUAUUUAUGAAGUCAACUUCCCCCGCGUUAUGCUGCACGAUAUUAGACGCGAUAUCGAGCGUGUAUCACGCCGACAAUGCAAACUAUUUCAUACUGGAAAAUCAAAACACACUCAGUCAAUUCUCGGAAAGAAUUUACACUAAGAACGCUGAAAUACAAGAAAAAUUCUUCGAAUUGCUCGAGUUUAUUGUUUUCCAACUAAAUUUCGUGCCGUGCAAGGAAUUAAUAUCGCUGUCGCUUUUAUUGAAAGCGAAUAGAUCGAGAACGUGUAGUAUAUUGUGUAUGAAAACACUUUUGAAUAUUUUAAAACAUAACGCAAUUUUCAAAGACGUUUAUCGGGAGGUUGGUAUGCUAGAAGUUUUCGUGACGUGCCUAUCUCGCUACGCAGUAUUCCUUAAAGACAAACAAAUUCUUGAAGAGGAAAGGAGCAAAAGAGACCCAUCCGAUUCGCCUUCCCACGAACAGGCACCCAAUGAGUCCCCCAAAGCUCCCGAAAGAAAGAAAAGACAGUCUACUCGACAUGACUCUUUGAUCAGAGACCCCAAUUUGGACGAAGAAGAAGAGGAACUAGGAUCGUUAGUGAUGGAAGGCCUUACAGCGUUGUUGAACGCAAACUCUAACAAUUGUAAUGUGUUCCGAGAUUGUGGCGGGGCAAAAUGUGUACAUGGAAUGGUUGUGUAUGAAUCUUGUAGAAGUAAGGCUUUAGGUGUGGUAAGAGAACUAAUAGUGAGUGGGUCAGGUGAAGAAGACAUGUCGGCAUUACUUUGCGGAAUGCAUGCAGCACCUAACGAUGCGCUUCUACUGAAAUUGCAUAUAUUGAAAGCCUUGUUGGCUUGCUUACGGGACUCACAUCGGACCAGAACUAUUUUUAGAAAGGUCAGCGGUUUUGUGUACGUAACAAGUGUUCUAGUCUCUUUGGAAGGCAAACUGAAAGGCGAUGAGCCGAUGGACAAGGAUAUGCUACAGCUAAUACAUAUUGUGUUCUACACUAUUAGUACGGCUAUGAGAUUUGAGCCGGCUAAUGCGAAGUUUUUUCAUCACGAGAUAUGCAUGACAACCCUUUGUGAGACGAUACGUCUUUUAGGCUGUUUUAUAAACGAGACGGAACUCCAGAAUGAUACGGAACCCGGCGAUGCGGAACUCUACGAAGUUUUCCAUGAAAUAUUUACAAGCAAUAUAUUGGAAAUGACUUUUCCUGACAAAGUACCAGUAGUGUUUGUGCAUGCGUGCAUAAUUCUGCGACUUUUGUACGAUGUCGCAUUGGACUCUUUCGAUAAGCCUACUUUCUGCGGAUCGCUCAAUGUCAAAUCUCCAAGUUUGACUCGUCAGAGCUCUGCUAUCAAUGAGUCAAAACCAGCGGGUCGGACAGCACCCUUAAACUUGUCGACGGGCAGUAACAACGGCGAGGCGUGGGUGAUACACUCGGGAGUAGUUAUAGUUCUCGCUAAACUGUUACCAGCAUUGCCCCGACCUCCAGAACAUGAGGCACAUGCUAGAGCCAUACGGGAUUACUUGGCGCACGUGCUUAAAAGUCUCGUGAGGAGCGAACGCAACCAGCAAGUGAUGUGCGGUGCGGGGCUUGCGGGCGUAGUGCUCCGUGUGUGCGGGGCGGCGCUGCGGGCCGAACGACAUCCAUUACACGCGCCCGCCAUGUAUAUGUUGGAAAGACUCGCUGCCCACGCGCUUAGACCUUCCGAACUCAGGGAAUUCUUGCGAAUGGGUAACCCUUUGAAUUGCGUGGCCCCAGAACCCGGACAGGUUUGUAAACCUGGUGGGCCCGUGCCACUUACUAGGAUCAAAACUUUAGUAUCGAUGACGACGCCUAGAGAUUACAGAUCUCAAAAUUCUUGUACUCUCCCUCCAUUUGUCGAAUUCGACAUGUCAGCCGAAGGAUUUGGCUGCCUAUACUUGCCAAGUAUAGCGCCCCAAUCGGCCAAUCUAAACGCUCUCGGAACACAAGACACUGCCACUUUAGGUGGAAUUGGUUCAGGUAGUUGGCGGCCCAGUGACCGCGUGUUUCCGCCACAAACUGGCCUUACGUAUUCAACUUGGAUAUGUGUCGAGAAGUAUUCGGACCCUCGCUCGGACCCCCACUGUGUCCGCUUGUUGACUCUAGUACGGAAUAUAAACAAUAGCCGGGAUGAACAUCUCGUUUGUCUCACUAUGGUACUAUCGGCGAGAGACAAGGCUAUCAUUAUAUCUACGCAGGAAACUUUAGUGCCACACAAUGUCGGUGAAUGGGAGCCCGAAGGUUCAGGCGAAUGUGGAGCCCGAGUGUGGUGCCCAGAUCUACAACAUGAAGGACAAUGGCACCACCUGGUGCUCGUACUCAAUCGAGCUGUGCUCAAGAAUUCCUCCUUCUCAUUGUAUUUAGAUGGCCAGCACAUGCACUCGGGUAAGCUGCAUUACGUGAGCGCGAACCCGGGCGGCGGCGCGGCCACGCUGUCGGGCGCCUCCAGCGUGUACUGCGUGCUGGGCACCCCGCCGCACUGGAGACGGUACUCCAAGCUCGUGUGGCGACAGGGGCCUGCGCUGUUGCUUGAAGAUGUCCUUCCAGCGCAAACAGUAUCCAUAGUCUACCAAUUAGGCCCACACUACGUUGGCACGUUACAAGCACCCUUACCAUCUGGACAAUACCAGGAGCCAUUAGCCCCUCUAGUCGCCGAAGAAAAGGUCGUAUUCGGCAUCAACGCACGUGCAAUGUCGCAAUUGACAUUGGCUAAAAUACGUAAAGUUUACAGUAAGAAUGAUAAUAAAGCUAUAGCGAAAAUGUUGGGGAUGUCGUCCCAUGAGAAUGCGACCCCUAUCAGGAUAUUGCAUAACUCUGCGGGACAUCUUAUGGGCCCAGCGAGGUGUUUGGGAGGGACCGUCGUGGGAUAUUUGGGCGUCAGAGUAUUUUGUCCGAAACCUGCUGCCAUAAUGAUUGAUACAGUUGGUGGCUGUUCAGUAUUAUUAGGUUUAAUAGCGAUGGCUCAAGACGUGGAAUGUUUGUACGCAAGCGUGAAAGCUCUUGUAUGCGUAGUACGGUCGAAUAAGGCCGCUCAAGCAGAGAUGGACAGACGGAAAGGAUACCAAACUUUGGCCAUGUUGUUGAAGAGAAAGAAACAAUUGCUCAACUCACAUAUACUUCAUCUCAUUUUUGGUCUCGUCGGAACUGUUGAUAGUCAGAAAGAAACUUCUUCCAUUCCUAACUUAACUGCCUUUCAAGAUUUAAUAUGCGAGCUGGAAGUAUGGCUCGGCGCUCCAGGUGGUCUAAUCAAGUCUCUCUUGGAACAUCUGUUAGAACUGGCGACGGAAACAGCCCACAGAACGCACAAUCUUCGCACAAUGAGAGAGCUGCAACUCGUAUCUAAGCUCCUCUACAUUAUAAACGACGUCAAAGUCGUUAGCACAAGGAAUGUGCUCAUACAAUUAUUAGCUGCUUUACUAGGAGGGCAACCAAGACCCAGUGAUCUUUUAUGCUUGGGACAAUUCAUGGCGUUUACUCUUCCAUUACCAUCGCAGACAGAGAAAUGGAUAAAUCCUAAGGAAAGUGACUGUGAGAGUGAGGGAGAACAAAUUAUAUUAAGAAAUAAAUGCUUCAAUGUUAUACAUGGGCUUCUAUUUACGGCGAGGAAUCUUGUAAACACGAUAGUCUGUGAAGAGAUAUCGCGAGUGUUAGGCAUGGAUUGGCUGCUCAGUUUCAUGUUGGAGAAUGUACAUCCAACCUCUGUGCUGUGGGCGUUGAGGAUAAUGGUCGUUCUUUGUUCCGGACAAGGACAGCAAUCGGCUAUUAUGCAAAGGUUCAGAGAAGGUAUCGGUAACGGAGGUUGGUUGCGCCACACAGAGAUGAUAGCGCAACCACAACAAGCCGGCGUUGUCAUGACAACCACUGUGCACUCCAACUCGCAUCUACACACGUCAUUAUUGCAUACUCCCGGCUUCACACUACUGGCGUGGUUGGUACCAGCACACCUUCAAAUCCCAGAGCUAUACUACCUCCUUUUCGGACUUACUCUCGGUCAGCCAGUUCGCGCCAUGUGCUCAGAGCGCACGGUCUCCGUGGAACGCGUGUGGGGGGCAGCUUGGGGAGCCGCCGCCCCGGCCCGACAGUCCCCCGCCGCACUGUCUGCGAGAAUCACUCUAUGUUCCGACGCUGUUGUCGUACUACUGGCCGCUGUGAGGGCUUUGGUACACGCAGACAGGGCUAACUCCCCGGAAUGGCUCGCUGAUCAUCCUGUUGCCAUUGUUCAGGUCCUAUUCUCGCUAUACAACACGCUACCUGACUUCGUUCCCAUAAUGAUGAUGGCUGAAGUUUUGACAGCUCUUGCAGCUAUCCUCUUUCCGCCGAACUCUACGGAUGACAUUCACAUGCCAAUAUGCGAGAGUGGAGAAAGUUCAGGAGCAUCGACGCCAGGAUCUGAGAAGGAGGUCAUAGUGGGUGCCAGUCAAGCCGGGAUGUUAACGCAACACCCUGUGAGGCAAGGCGUUAUGGACUUCUUACGCGUGAUCGUUCUCGACUCGCUGCCGCUCAACGUGACUGGCAAGACCGCUCCGAACGCCGAAAAUGCGACUGACUCAGUGCCACCGUCAAUGUUUUGUACUCCAUGUAGCUCCGGUCCAGGGAGAUCCUACUUUUAUUGCGUAAUUGACUUGGUUUUGGAUGCUUCACCGCCAAAUUCAACCAGCCAGCAACAGAUAGAGUAUCAAACGGAGGUUUUGACCACACUCAUGGAGAAUUUAUUGAACACUGAGCUGUUUGGAUCAGAGUCGAACAUAUCCAACGUUUGUUAUUUAGCCGCUAGGCUGGUUGAUAAGCUAUGGCAGGGACAACUCUCACGAGAUCCUCACGAGGUGUUCGAUUUCAUAGUAAAACUAAUAACUCAAGCGAAAAAGAAGUCGUCAGUGAUAUCUCUGGAAGGAUUGCAUCAUUGUCUGAACCGAACUAUUCUAUUUCUCCUGUCUCGCUCCACUGAUUCCAUCGCGGAUCAAAUGUCUGUUUUGGAAGCGUUGCAUAAGCUGACGACUAACAGGUUGCUCAUAUUUGGCGCGGGUAACCACGAGCUGGAAUUCAUCGGCUGCCUCACGUACUGCCUGCUGCAGUUGAGCUCAAACAUGAAGAUUGCUCUGGACUCCCACAUGAGAACCACGUGGCACGUUAACCCUAGCGGUGAUCUAGAAUCGAGGGAUGACAAGCUUACUACACAUCAAGGACGUAACCUAAUGGCCGGUGCGGCUAGACGCGUCUGGGAAGAACUAUACGUUUGCAAGAAGCCUGCGAUAGAAGAGGUGUUCAAAAUAACACUACUGCUGCCCCUCGGGAACGCUCGCGCUCCCGACCUCACGGCCGUCAGGGAACAGCUCAAUGAGAGCGCGCAUAAACUGUGGAUAAAUUAUAUCGAUAUUGAGAGAAAGGCAACAUACCGUGUCCCAUGGGAGCUUCACAAUCAGAUUCAGUCGAAGAUACAGAAAGUGACAGGCGGUCUGACCCGACUCGCGUCCAGAACUAAAGUGAAGAAGGAAGAUUCUGCUAAACAACGGUCUAACCCGCCGCGAGACCAUGCGCUGGCUUAUAUGCAAGAUCAUGUACAGCUUGUCAGACAAGCGUGGUGCGGCGUAGUAAGCGGUGCUGGCAACACUCGGCUCCACACUCUGCGCUACGUGCAGGCGGAGUGGGCGGGCGCGUGGCGCGAGCUGACCCGCGAGCGGGCGCUGUGGGGCCCGCCGCGAGCCCCCGCGCUCGCCAAGUGGGCGCUGGACUGCACGGAGGGGCCCGCGCGCAUGCGCAAGAUGCUGCGCCGCAACCUCGCCUUCUACGCGCACUACCCAUACAGGCCCGAGCUGCACAACUCCGACAACAAACAACUGAAAUACAAAGUAGCUCAAAGUCUGGACAGCAAGGAGUACUACCGUAUUUACCAACAAUGGCGGGCCGCUGGAAAUCUGGGAGAAGUAGAAGGCGCCGAGCCCACGGACAUUCCUGAAACUACUGACGAACCUACCACGAGUGGCGAUACUUCUCUCGAUGUGGCUAACGGUGACGGGUCACCCUCAGACCUUGUUAGUAGCGGAGUCGUGAGCCGCGGCACCAAUCAAUCAUCUGGUGAAGCGAACGAAGACGGACCUGAUAAUGAGGAUGAAGACGAACAACCAACUCCUCCGCCUGAUAACCAAACGCUACUGCGACUUCUAGAACAUCAUGAAAAGAUCUCCCACAUGUUCCGCUGCGCAAGAAUACAAGGCUUAGACACUACAGAAGGUCUUCUACUAUUCGGUCGCGAACACUGCUACGUAAUAGACGGCUUUACUUUGCUCAAGAACAGAGAAAUACGGGAUUUGGACAGCUGUCCUGAUGACUAUGAACCUAUUUUACCAGCUCAAGGUAUACAGAGAAGCAAUCAGAGGCAGUGCUCCAAAUUCUUGUAUGAAGACAUUCGGGAGGUACAUAAAAGGAGGUAUCUAUUGCAGCCGAUAGCCUUGGAAGUGUUCUCAAGUGACGGCAGAAAUUACUUGCUCGCUUUUCCAAGAAAAGUGCGGAACAAGGUAUACAGCCGCUUCACAGCGCUGGCGACGGGCAUGGCGGACAGCGCGGCGGGCUCGGUGGCGGGACAGAAGCGCGGCGUGGCUGUCGAACAGCCGGCCGGCCUGCUCGCCACUCUUAUCGGCGAUACUUCUGUCACGCAGCGGUGGCUGCGAGGUGAAAUAUCCAACUUCCAAUACUUGAUGCACCUGAACACUCUGGCGGGUCGCUCGUACAAUGACCUUAUGCAGUACCCAGUGUUCCCUUGGAUCCUCGCAGACUAUGACUCGUUAGAACUGGACCUUAACGACCCGGCUACUUUCCGCGAUCUUACUAAACCAAUGGGAGCGCAGAGCCCUGAUAGGUUGGAGCAGUUUAGGAAACGAUAUAAGGAAUGGGACGACCCUCACGGAGAAACUCCUCCGUACCACUACGGCACUCACUACUCAUCCGCUAUGAUUGUGUGUUCCUAUCUAGUUAGGAUGGAACCGUUCACGCAACACUUUCUCAAACUACAAGGCGGACAUUUUGAUUUAGCUGACAGAAUGUUCCACUCGAUAAAGGAAGCUUGGAACUCGGCGUCGAGACAUAACAUGGCUGACGUAAAAGAACUGAUACCGGAAUUUUUCUACUUACCUGAGUUUUUAGUCAACUCGAACAAUUUCGAUUUAGGCUGCAAGCAGUCGGGCGUGGCGCUGGGCGACGUGGUGCUCCCUCCGUGGGCGCGCGGCGACCCGCGCGAGUUCAUCCGCGCGCACCGCGCCGCGCUGGAGUCGGACUACGUGUCGCACCGCCUGCACCACUGGAUCGACCUCGUGUUCGGCUACAAGCAGCAGGGCGGCCCCGCCGUCGACGCCUGCAACGUCUUCCAUCACCUCUUCUAUGAGGGCAACGUCGAUAUAUACAAUAUCGACGAUCCUCUAAAGAAAAACGCGACGAUCGGCUUCAUAAAUAACUUUGGUCAGAUACCAAAGCAACUGUUCAAGAAAGCCCAUCCUAGCAAAAAGAUGUCACAGCGAAGUUCCACUAUACUAGAUCCGAACAAUAUAAUCCCGUCUCAGGGUAUCACGCCGCCGGAGAAACUGUUCUUCCACAAUUUGGAAAACUUGAGGCCUUCCUUACAACCUGUUAAAGAAGUAAAAGGCCCAGUCGGCCAGAUCCUGUACACAGACAAAGCUAUCUUAGCAGUCGAACAAAACAAGGUUUUAAUGCCCCCUACCUACAACAAAUACGUGGCGUGGGGCUUCGCGGACCAUUCUCUGCGUAUCGGCAACUAUGACAAUGAUAAAGCAGUGUUUGUAUGCGAGACUGUGGCUCAGGCCUGUGGGGAGAUUGUGACCUGUGUCUGUCCGUCUGAUAAGACUAUUGUUACUGCUGGGACUAGCACGGUGGUAACAGUAUGGCAAUACUGGGCCCGUCGUCGCCGUUUAGCCGUCAAAGUCUGUCUGUACGGUCACGAGGAAGCAGUCACUUGCUUAGCAGCCAGUCCUGCCUACAACCUCGUGGUGAGCGGCAGUCGUGACGGUCAGGCCAUCGUGUGGGAUGUGGAGAGAGGGACGUUUAUAAGGCAGUUACUGCCGCCCCAGUCGUAUGGACCCCCGCCACCAGUGUCGGCGUUGGCUAUUGAUGAUCUAACUGGUGACAUAGCAACUUGCAGCGGCAGCUGGCUAUACGCGUGGUCGAUCAACGGCGAGCUGUUAGGCGCAGUGGACACCAUCGGCGGCCGCGAGCGCAGCCAGCAGGUGCUGUGCGUCGCCUUCAGCCAGACCAGGGAGUGGGACCCGCUCAACGUCAUCAUUACUGGCUCCACUGAUGGCGUUGUUAGGAUGUGGUCAAUAGACUACAUAGCGGAAACAGCGGACGAACAAACGGAGAGCUUAGAAGGUGGUAGCGUGGACCCCGUCAGUUCGGUAGAUAUUGACAAAGAUAAGGACGAACAGAAACUAUCUGUACAAGAGAGUGAAGAAGCUAAGUCUGAUAGUGAAGUGAAAGAUGCGGAGGUUAAGACUGAGGACGCAGAACCGGCUGGCGAGCAAGAGAGGGAAGCCGCCAUUAAAAGGGUCGAGGAGCUGGUCAAACAGAUGAGCUUGUCGCAGGAGAAAGAAGGAACUCUAACAAAAUCAGGCUCAGAAAGUUCGCUAUCGGACGCUUGCGAAACGACAAGCGCUAAGGAGUCCGCGCGAAGACACGACGAAAAGGACACAUGCAGUGACAAUGAAGAAACUCAAGAGUACGUGGAAAAUGUGGAAACUAAGGAGGAACCUAUCGACUCCUGUGAUGAAGCUAAACAGGAGUAUGACAAUGAUAAGGACUUGGACGCCGAAAAAGAUUCGCAUAGAAGCAAACUGCAGAAGCAAGGACAUGUCAUGCUUCGGAGAAAGUCGAAGGGGAAUCCACUGUAUCGUAAAAGCGGAGGCAGCAUAGGCGAGUCCAGUGAAUCCUGUUCGCUCGACACGACGGGUCCGUCUUGCGAGCCCAGCACGGAGAGCGGGCUGCGGGCCAGCAAGUCCGACACCAGCCUUACGGACUCGUUCGUGGUGGUGUCCGCGCCCGCCUCGCCCGCGCCUCGCGUGCCGGCUAAGAUACAACCCGCUACUGUUGAUAUAGAAUCAGGCAUAAAAUGGAUCCGUCGCCUAGUGCUACGCGGCAAGCUGACGAUGCACACGGCGUACGAGCGGCGCGACAACGCCUGCCCCGCCUCCGUCACCGCCGUCGCCGCCGCCAGGAGCGGCCGCGGCCUGGCUGUGGGAGACGCCAGGGGACGGAUUUUCCGCUGGUCGGCCCCCGAUAUGUCUAGCGCGUCUGGAGCAAAGGGCGGCCCGGCUGAUCAUUGGAUACGAGAUGACACAGCACCUUAUUGCACACAAUGCCAGGUUCGUUUCACGGCACUAGAGCGUCGCCACCACUGCCGCGAGUGCGGCGCGGUGUUCUGCGGGCGCUGCUCGCGGUACGAGGCGCCCGUGCGGCGGCUCCGCGCGCUGCGCCCCGUGCGCGUGUGCCAGCGCUGCCACGACAACAUCACGCAGCGGUAGACGACCUAACGUCACACAUCACUCCACUCACAACUACCGUCUUACCGUUCCUUGGUGCAGUUGACAGUUGAUGUCAGGGUGACAGCUGUCAACUGCACAAAACAUUCGGUAGGUACUAUGUUUUCUUAUCGUCUCAAUCCUAAAAAGUUUGACGAUUCAGGUGUGUCCUUACUAAAUUCAGUUACAGCUCACGUCUAAAAAUUGUAGCCUUCUCCGAAGCUGGCUGUUAAUUAUUAGCCGGUUAGUGAUCACAUUCUACGGGUGGUGGACCACAGGCUAUUCGUCGUGAGUUCCUGUGUAUUAUUGUAUAUUGUCCGAUUCUUAAAAACCAGGAGGUAUAAGGCUUAUUUUCACAAUUACACAAUUCAAUCUAGACAGAAUUAUGUAUUGUACAACACUGUUUAGGAUUUAGAUGCUAAGAAUAAUAACAUUUGUGAGUGUGGCCGUAGCCCAAGUAUUCGUAUCGUCCGGACUUGCCUAGACUAACCUAUGGACGUCAGGCCAGUCCUAAUGGUUUUAAGCAAAAGUAUUGAUGUCGAGGUGUGCCUAUUUGUAUUAUCAUGAGAAUAAGGUAUUAACAGAUGUCAUUAACCAAUCAAGUACUUUAUAAGAUUCUUCCCAACUUAUGAAAUAUGGUUAACAUCAUCACAAUAAUGGACUAGUGUGCUUUAAAAUUUUCGAACAGGCUAUUUAUAGGCCUGAAGUGCGAUAUUCCAAUUACAAUCAUUUCUGAAGCGCAAUCAGCUUCUUGGAUGUAGAUCCAAAAUUAUGUAUUCAGCUCAUAAAUUUAGAAUUUCCUUAUACCAAAAUAUUGCUUGAUUUGCGUUAAAUUUACCGCCAAAGUUAUUUUCUAUUUAAAAUUUAUAAACAUCUGUUCCUAGUUCCGUUUUUGAAUGUAUUUUAUUAUUAUAAUCAAUCAAUUUAUUUAUAAAUUAUAUUAUUUAUGGUGCUGCUUAUUUUUUUUAUUAAAACAGUAUUAAUACGAUUAGGUAAUUGUACAAUUAUUGUUUUUAAUAUUAUUUAAGAUAGAUCUCAGAAAUCUCGAUGUUUAUUAGUUUGUAUUUGCUAAAAUAUUUAAUGAAUUAUCAUAUAUUUACAAAAUUAAUCUAUAAUAGGGAAAUAGGAAAUUUAAAACUAGGUAUCAAAAUAUUCAUCCGCAUCGCUGUCAGCUGGGAUCGUGCCCAAAAGGCUGGCUGCAUUGCCACGCUGGAUGGCAAUGCAUAUCCUUUGACCGAAGUAUAGGCCAGCCCUUUGGUCACGAGUGGACUCCACUAAUCGCUUACUAAUUUCUCGAAAUAGUCUGUGGGCACUUGGGCCCCAUGGUCCCAGGGUUUCAACCCCAAACGGCUCAAAAAUGCAAUUGCCGGUGAGGUUUACAUAUUUGUGCCGCUUGAGGUUUUCCGCGGCCGCAGCAGCUGCACCGACACAGCUCGCCGUACUGGGAAGGUGGGAAGGUGCAAGGGUGUCGACGCAGGUUGCGUCCCACACCAAAGACCUACCCAUCUUCCAAGGCAUUAUAGACAUCCCGUCUGGUCUCUUGCCUGGUAAAUUAUCAUAUUGAGUUAAUAUAUUUGUUUAAAAUCGAAUUAAAUGUUGAAGUCAAAUUAGAAAGAUAUUACGUUAAAAUUGUGAUAUGAUAUUUAGUUUGAUAAAGAUUAGCUACAUCAUCAAUGUAUAAAAUUCAUUCCACUUUCCAGUGUUGCGAUGGAAUUUCAUGUGAAUAUAAAUUAGUGCUAGUCAUAUUUUUGUACCUAUAUUUUAUUUAUCUGUGGGUUAUUCUUCCUCGCAUUGAUAUGUAGUGGAACAAGAUAUAUUAUGUGUAUUGAUGUCAUUGAAUUUGAGUUAUGUUCAUGAAUGUUUUGUAUGUAGCUGUAGCUCCCGGCUUACGCAUUUAUAAGCUACAUUCCUAGUCGCGAACGUACAAGUCUGCGUUAAUUAUUUAGAGCAGAACUGCAACUGAGUGUAUUACAACAUAAUCAUAAUAAAUAUCUACUGUGCUGGAGCUAUGUUGAUGUAUUUUAAACUUAACAUACAGUUAUUAUUAUAAUUAACCAAUUACCAAUGUAUGCAAUUUAAUAUAAUGCUUUCAUAUUUCACUGUUUAUCUAUGACAGGGUACUUUUAAUGCGUUGUACUCACAAAAUUAUGUAUUCGUCACUAUGCGUAUGUGUUACUUGUACUGAAAUGUUUUAAAUGUUAUUCAAUAGACGAUGUAUUUUAAUUAACCGAAUAAUUAUUUGAUAUAAAACCUGAAACACUUCUUUUGAAGUUUGUUUCGACGUAUGAAUGUUACUAUUUCCGAGUCAAAUCGUAAAAUUUGCCGAUUUUUUUAUUAGCAGUUACAUGUAUGCAUAGUAAACAAUUAAAGUCGAUAUUAUACAAUAAAUGCCAAUAUUGUCCGCUUGGGGACUGGUAUUACAUAAAUGUAUGUCCAUAGAUAAAAUGUUUAAGAUUUAAAAGUGGUAUUUAUCGAAGAAAACACCUUCACAAAUCUUGCCCGAGUAAAUAAAAAUAUUGUAAAAAAUAUGCAUUCGCAAUUUUCUAUAUUUUAUAAACUCAAAAAAAAAGAAAUUAGCAAAGAUUAUCUUGAAUUAAUGAAAAAGAUUAUUAUGAAGUUUGAAAUACUAUAAUCUUGCUUUGAAUACUGUAAGUUACGUAAUUUAUUGGGUCGUUUAGUGUCUGUAGCAACGUUAAAUAUAACAAUUAGUAAUGUAAGUGGAUGUUUCUUAGUCACCUGACCUGUCAUGUAUAGAAAAAUAAUUUACAGACAAUAUAAUACGUUGUUUAGGUAGUACGUAGGCACUGAAGUUUAUGCCGUUGACUAAUGUAUUCAUGUACCCAUAAAUGAAUAAAGUGGUGCAGCAAACCAAC